CCAAACGUGCAUGCAGUGCGGUUGGUAGCAUAGUUAAAAAAUAUAUAUAUUUAUAUAUUGGUUCUAGCAGCUUCUGUUAAUUGUCUUGCAGCAUUUUGCAGAAGUGGUAUACUUAUUGUAUACGUGCUGUGAUCCACGAAAUAAAAUUGUCGAACAGAUUUUCAUCUGUACCGUUGGUAGCCCACGUUGCCUCUCGCUUCGAUAGGCGCGUACACGCUCGCCCUUUGCAAUAUUCGCGGUUAAUGAUCAGCGAGCUAGGAGCUCGGUGAAACGAAAAAAAUGAUUGAUUUACGCGACAAGAACACGCAAAGUGCGUCGAACAUGUAUAAUAGACGAAACGACAAUAUGAACGUACCUGAGUGGUACAAGGACACGUGCAGUUAUGUAAUUGUGUUGGUAUAUGAGAAUUUUUAAUCAAUUUUUGGAGCUAUUGAUGUAUUUUGAUACUUCUGACUCUUCCUAUUUUGUAUGGUAUCGAACAGCGAUGGAGCACUUUUUGGAAGUAAUCUUGUUCUAUACUGAUUUUGUUUAAUAUAUGCAGGUUUAUUACUUUCUGCUAUGUGUAUAUUCUAUGGAGUAAUGCUUUCCCUUUAGGAAAAACAAAAACUAUCGUGGAGCUAACAUGUGAGCAUCAUAUGGAAAGUAACAACAGGGGACCGUACCAAUUACUCUGACAUAAAAAUGACUUAGAAAUUAAUGUAUUUCCAAGGAUUUCCUCUAUUAUUGUAUACCAUUUGUUCAGUUUGGUUUUUAUUAGAUCUGUAAUUAGUUUGUCAAACCAUUGCUGCUCAUGGCUUCUAUUAUUAAUGAUAUUAAUGGCGAGAUAUUUGGUGGCAGCAAGAAAACAUCAAGUUCUGUUUUGGAAGAUAAUGUUUAUCCACAAUUUACAUCACAACCUGGACUUGCUCCUCUUAGUCCAUACUUGAACUUCGAUCCAUCAUACCUACCUGCCACUCAGCCAGAGUUUAUAUUUCCUGAAGGAGCUGUAAAGCAACGAGGGAGAUUUGAAUUGGCUUUCAGCCAAAUUGGUGCUGCAUGUAUAAUAGGUGCAGGAGUUGGAGGUGCCAAUGGUUUUUACAAAGGCUUAAAGGCGACAACCCUUGCGGGUCAAACAGGAAAAUUAAGACGGACACAAUUAAUUAAUCAUGUUAUGAAACAUGGUUCAUCACUGGCAAACACACUGGGAGUAGUCUCUGUGAUGUACAGUGGGUUUGGUGUACUUUUAUCUUGGGUCAGGGGUACAGAUGAUUCCUUGAAUACUUUAGCAGCAGCCUCUGCGACCGGAAUGCUCUUCAAAUCCACAGCUGGACUGCGUAAAUGUGCAUUAGGAGGUGGCGUUGGUCUAGGAAUCGCAUCACUCUACUGCCUAUGGAAUAGCCGAGAAUCUUUUUCCCAAUUUAGACAUCACAGCAUGAAUCCGGCGUAAGACUAUCAAAAUGACCAUUUGGCAUCCCCAACUACUUAGAGACUAGCAACGAAUUUUCCCUGCCUUGUAAAUAGAAAAUUUCAUCGUGGAUUGCAAGACGAACAAUUUUUAGAAUUAUGCAAUACCAUGUAACUCAAAUAAAGAAGUGUAAAUAUACCAUGCACUAUCCAUUAAA
Cephus cinctus (wheat stem sawfly) is the source of this 1601-nucleotide messenger RNA. It is a transcript of the gene Tim23, whose product is annotated as mitochondrial import inner membrane translocase subunit Tim23. Gene Ontology annotation, biological process: protein import into mitochondrial matrix. Gene Ontology annotation, molecular function: transmembrane protein transporter activity. Bases 791 to 1426 code for a protein of 211 amino acids. The transcript is spliced from 6 exons. Gene Ontology annotation, cellular component: mitochondrial inner membrane; TIM23 mitochondrial import inner membrane translocase complex. Lineage: Eukaryota; Metazoa; Arthropoda; Insecta; Hymenoptera; Cephidae. The record is from RefSeq and is a predicted model, not a curated record.